This is a messenger RNA of Gasterosteus aculeatus aculeatus (three-spined stickleback), 2253 nucleotides long. RefSeq names its product F-box protein 45 (gene fbxo45). Lineage: Eukaryota; Metazoa; Chordata; Actinopteri; Perciformes; Gasterosteidae. Gene Ontology annotation, cellular component: synapse; SCF ubiquitin ligase complex. Gene Ontology annotation, molecular function: protein binding. Gene Ontology annotation, biological process: synapse assembly involved in innervation; proteasome-mediated ubiquitin-dependent protein catabolic process. The record is from RefSeq and is a predicted model, not a curated record.
AGUGUUCCCAAUACAAGCACGUUCUCUAUAACGUUCUCUAUAACUAUACAACGAUUGUAUAAAUGACGUAACAGGUCGAUAAAUCCUUUUACAUCUUUUUAAUGCAAUUUUACAGUUACUUUGUCGUGGGAUUUUCUUGCCACAUAGUUGUUAAACAGUGACAUUAAGAAAACGUCCUGCAUCUGAAACACUGCAACACUGUGGUAAUCCGCCGCUCAUUACUAUGGCGACUCCGCGGUCCUGGCAGGGGAAAGAAACAUUUCAUUUGGCAACGGCUUUCCUUGAUCUAAAAUGUACUAGUACUGAUAUUUGCCAAAUUAUCGUUGUAGGUAAUUGAAUGAAUACUGUUUUAGAAUCUAAAUUACGUCUUUCUUGGACAGCGCGACAACGUGUGAAUCCGUUCUUCAAGGACCUUGACGCAUCGCUUCCAUUCAGCCAUUGAACUGGGGAGAGGAGGGUCCAUACUGUUGUGGUUUUACUGCGACCUGUAUGUGAUUUUAGAGGUAACAUGUGCCUGUUUACCCCACACUAGGGCCCUUUCUACGUUGUUAGGCGACAUAAUUCGGUCGACUGGAGUCGUCGGUAAAGAUCCGUAGAGCCGUAAUGUCUGGAGCGGGCGGUGGGGGAGGAGGAGGCUCCUGUCAGGGCGCAGCGGCGGCGGCGGCCAGUUGCAGCUCCGCCGGCUCUCCCUACGCCGCUGCGGCCGGCGGAGGCGCAGGGGCGGCCGGGAGGUUGCCAGCUCGGGUCCUGGAGCACGUAUUCUCGUACUUGGACCUUUCCGACUUGAUUAGUUGCGCGUUGGUCUGUUGGCAUUGGAACCACAUGCUGUCGGAUGAAAACAGCGAGGUGUGGCGCAGCCUGUGCAGCCGGUCCAUGAGCGACGAAGCUCUGCGCUCUGACAUCCUGUGCAACCUGCCCACCUACAAGGGGAAACUCAAGGCCUUCCAAUACGCCCUGAGCUCCCACGACUGCUCCCGCAACGUUUACGUGAAGAAGAACGGCUUCACCCUGCACCGCAACCCCAUCGCCCAGAGCACGGACGGCGCUCGCGGCAAGAUCGGCUUUGCCGAGGGGAGGCACGCCUGGGAGAUCUGGUGGGAGGGCCCCCUCGGCACCGUGGCGGUGAUCGGCCUCGCCACCAAGCGGGCGUCCAUGCAGUGCCAGGGCUACGUGGCCCUGCUGGGCAGUGACGACCAGAGCUGGGGCUGGAACCUGGUGGACAACAACCUGCUGCACAACGGGGAGGUCAAUGGAAAUUUCCCCCAGUGUAACAAUGCGCCAAAAUAUCAGAUCGGGGAGAGAAUACGAGUGAUUCUAGACAUGGAUGACAAGACGUUAGCCUUCGAGAGGGGUUUUGAGUUUCUCGGCAUAGCGUUUCGCGGACUGCCCAAAGCUUGCCUGUUCCCAGCGGUCUCUGCCGUGUACGGCAACACCGAAGUCACCAUGGUGUACCUGGGAAACCCUCUGGACGGCUAGACGCCAAGCGACCUGCGCCCCGGCCAGAACUAACAAGACUAUUUUAUGUCGACAGACUUCAGACUGUGUUUUGGAGACCAAAGCUGAAUUGUGUUCCUUCCAAGCUGAAUUACUAUUCACACAAACCCACACACACACACGCACACACACAGUCGCCAAGAGAACCGCGGGCAUUUCCUUUGCAGCUCGACACAAGGACUGAAAGUACAGCGGAGAAGGAACGGUCACAUGUUUCGGUGUCAGCGAGGAAGUGGCCGUUAUUUAAGUUCACGCGAUUCCGUCUGUCACUGACAUUUAGCUGAGAAUUUAUGUCGGCUUGAAUGAGGCCAAAACUAUUCUAAACCCGUGGCAAACACUUUAAGACAUUGUUUUUAACGCGUGGAACAGUAGUUGUUCUCGCGAUCUGUUGUAUGAGGUAAAGGAGUAACGCAGUUUAACUGUAAUCGAUUUCUGGAGUAUAUUAGUUAUAUGCCAAAAUCAAUGUGACCUGAUCGCUAUAAGGCAAACAAAGAAGACAUGCGGACCAACUGUCAUGCAUGUGCAUGGAUACUGGGUUAAAGGCUAUAAUAACUGGGCUUUGAUAUACCAAUCCAGGAAUGGUGGAAGGCUAUAGCUGUAUCAUGUUCGUUUGCGUCCUUUUUAAUGUGCUACUGUAGUAUUACACACUAUUUAUUUCAUGUGUUUUAUCUAUGGUACUAUAUAUACUGUAUGGUAAUAAGGCCUGAAAAUAAAGUCUACAUGAUGCCACUCUUCUAAUAAAGAUGGUUUGAUGUUUGA